Salvia hispanica is the source of this 1782-nucleotide messenger RNA. Its product is annotated as zinc finger CCCH domain-containing protein 40-like. The record is from RefSeq and is a predicted model, not a curated record. Gene Ontology annotation, molecular function: pre-mRNA binding; metal ion binding; U6 snRNA binding. NCBI's taxonomy places the organism in Eukaryota, Viridiplantae, Streptophyta, Magnoliopsida, Lamiales, Lamiaceae. Gene Ontology annotation, cellular component: Prp19 complex; U2-type catalytic step 2 spliceosome; U2-type catalytic step 1 spliceosome.
CGUUGCCCAAUUGCGGAUCCACAUUUCUCUCACUCUCUCGAAUUCCCUCCGCCCUUCCUCCGCCGCCACAGUCUACAUACGCCGCUACUGUCUUUCCUGCUAUCCUUUCAUAUUCAUAUCUACGGGAGCUCGUCUUUUUGCGGACGAACAACUACAAGGAAAGAAUGGCACACAGACUGCUGAGGGACGCCGACGCUGACGGUUGGGAGCGCUCUGAUUUCCCAAUUAUAUGCGAAUCGUGCCUUGGCGACAAUCCAUACGUCCGAAUGACAAAAGCUGAUUACGAUAAGGAGUGUAAGAUCUGCACUCGACCGUUUACGGUGUUCAGGUGGAGGCCCGGUCGCGAUGCAAGAUACAAGAAAUCUGAGAUAUGCCAAACUUGUAGUAAGCUGAAAAAUGUUUGUCAGGUUUGCCUUUUGGAUCUUGAGUAUGGAUUGCCCGUUCAGGUCCGCGAUACUGCUCUGAGUAUUGAUUCUAACGAUGCUAUUCCGAAGAGUGAUGUGAACAGGGAGUACUUUGCAGAGGAACAUGAUCGCAAGGCAAGAGCUGGGAUAGAUUAUGAGUCUUCAUUUGGAAAGGCUCGCCCAAAUGAUACUAUUUUGAAACUCCAGAGAACUACACCAUAUUACAAGAGAAACCGAGCUCAUGUUUGCAGUUUCUUCGUUCGUGGUCAAUGUACAAGAGGCCCAGAGUGCCCUUACAGGCACGAGAUGCCUGUUGAAGGUGAAUUGUCUCAACAAAACAUUAAAGAUCGUUACUACGGAGUAAAUGAUCCAGUGGCUAUGAAGCUAUUGAGCAAGGCUGGAGAAAUGCCUUCUCUGGAGCCUCCUGAGGACGAGAGCAUUAGAACGCUGUAUGUGGGAGGGCUUGAUGCUAGGAUUACUGAGCAGGAUCUAAGAGACAACUUCUAUGCGCAUGGAGAAAUUGAGUCUGUCAAGAUGGUUCUCCAGAGGGCUUGUGCAUUCGUGACUUACACAACACGAGAAGGUGCUGAGAAAGCAGCUGAGGAACUUUCCAACAAACUAGUUAUUAAAGGCUUGAGGAUGAAGUUACUGUGGGGCAGACCCCAAGCUCCAAAGCUGGAAUCUGAAGGCUCUGACGAAGCAAAUCAGCAAGCAGCAGUGACUCACAGUGGGCUGCUCCCAAGGGCAGUCAUAUCGCAGCAACAGAACCAGCCUCUUCAGGCUCCCCCGCCUGGCGCUCAAACACAACCGCCGCCUAUGCCAUAUUUCAACAUUCCUCCUCUGCCUCAGCAUGAGAGGGCAUAUUAUCCUUCUAUGGAUCCCCAGAGGAUGGGCGCUCUCAUUCGGUCUCAAGAGGGGCCUUCCAGCGGGUCCUCUGGAUCUAAUGAAAAUAGAAGCGGUUCUGAACAGCAGCAUCAACAAGCUCAGCAGUAUGGCUACCCAAGCAUGGUGCCCCCUCGGGGUCAAUUUUACCCACCAUACUACCCGCAGUAUGGCCACAUGGGACCGCCUCCUCCAGUGCCGCCGUCUAAUCAACACUACCCUCAACAGUAUCAAGGUAGUGUGCCUGCAGCUCCACCCCCUCCAGCUACUGGGACAUCACAGCAGCCAUGAAUGCUGCAUUCAUUGUAUCACAUGCUUGUUUGUCUUGAAACCAGUUUAAACAAAAAACAAUCCACCAACCACAGUAAUGACUUGAAAAAGUUUUGUAGCCUUGUCUUGGUCUUACUUUUCAAGUUCUCAUAUCUUGAUCUAGGCUGUUGAGGAACACACAACACCUUAGAUUUUCAAUUAUGUUUCCUCUUGUAUUUUGUUUUCA